Klebsormidium nitens is the source of this 1856-nucleotide messenger RNA. NCBI's taxonomy places the organism in Eukaryota, Viridiplantae, Streptophyta, Klebsormidiophyceae, Klebsormidiales, Klebsormidiaceae. The record is from the annotation of a GenBank genome assembly.
CGCACCAACAGAAUGCUGGAAUGCGCUUGACGAGAAAUGCUCGAGCAGACGCUUCUGGCUGCUGCCACUGGUGACCGUCUUCUGUGAUGGCCGCUCUAGCUAGAGUACUCCGCCCUUCGCUCAUCAAUCGCCAGUUUUUGUACGAAUGCAGUGCCCAUGAUUCAGGACCUUUCAAAGUGGGCUUUUGUCAUCAACCAGAUUGCCAUUUAGACAAUCGAGCAAGUCCACUGGCUGCUGGUCCUUUCGGCGGCAACCAGCUGAAAAGUACUCAGCGCAAAUUUGUCAUCGGUGGUGCUACAUUGUCGAAGACAGGUGGUGUGAGAAUGGAGCCUAAGUCAGCUAGCGCCACCACCGCCACAAAGGCUUCAAGCCAGGAUGGGGCUACAGCCACUGAGAAGAGUGUGCUGGUGCCAAUUGCCAAUGGCAGUGAAGAAAUGGAGGCUGUCAUCAUGAUUGAUGUCCUCAGACGUGCUGGUGCUGAUGUCACUGUCGCAAGCGUGGAGAAUGAUCUCCAGGUCACUGCAUCCCGUGGGGUGAAGCUGGUGGCGGACAGGUCAAUUGGUGAAUGCACUGAGCAAACAUUUGACUUGGUGGUCCUCCCGGGGGGCAUGCCUGGUGCGGAGCGCCUGCGAGACUGUGCCGAGUUGAAGGAGAUUACUCAGAAGCAGGCGGCCAGAAAAGCCCUGUACGGAGCAAUUUGUGCUGCCCCCGCUGUGGCUUUGCACUCCUGGGGUCUUCUGGAUGGCAAAAUUUCCACUGCACACCCUGCAUUCUCAGACAAGCUUCCCGACACGAGCGCAGUCGAGCAGCGAGUUGUGCGGGACGGCACUGUGCUCACCAGCAGGGGCCCCGGCACAGCCAUGGAGUAUGCGCUGGCGCUGGUGGAGCAACUUUACGGCAAAGAGAAAGCAGAAGCAGUGGCGGGGCCAAUGGUGAUGCGAAAAGGGGAUGGGAGCGACGUGUUCAGGAAGGACUUCGGCGUUGAAACGGUGUCGGUUGACGAGCGGCCCAAGGUCCUCGUGCCGGUCGCCAACGGCAGCGAAGAGAUGGAGGCCGUCAUCAUUAUUGACGUGCUCGUCAGGGCGGGGGCUGAGGUCCACGUGGCAAGCAUAGAGGACUCCAAGGAGCUGGUGCUCUCGAGGAAGGUCAAGAUGGUAGCCGACCGGUCAAUCGAGGACUGCACUUCUACUAAGUACGACCUGAUUGUGCUCCCGGGUGGCAUGCCAGGCGCGCAGCGACUGCACGAGUCCGCGCCCCUCGACAAGCUCCUCCGCGAACACGUUGCUGAAAGGCGGCUCUACGCUGCCAUCUGCGCCGCUCCGGCCGUCGCUCUCGAGAGCAAGGGUCUGCUAAAAGGAAAGAAGGCCACGGCGCAUCCAGCGUUUGUCGACAAGCUUACGGACAGGUCUGCUGCGGACGCCCGAGUGGUCCAGGACGGGUUAGUAGUCACAAGCCGGGGGCCAGGCACCGCCAUGGAGUUCGCGCUGGUGCUGGUGGAGCGGCUCUUCGGGCGGGAGAAGGCCGACGCAGUGGCGGGGCCCAUGGUCAUGCCGAAAGAGGUAGUAGCAGCCGCAGUGCUGUAGAAUGCAAGGCUUAAGUGAGAGACCGAGCUUCUUUCUUGAUUAGGUUUGUACAAACGAGAUCAUGAUCUGUUCGAUAUACGUCGGUCACCUUUUGCAGAUUGAGCGCAGAGGAUUGUUGAGUCCUAAGUGUACAUUGACAGUAAUGCAUGCGAAGUACAGUGAUAGCAAUCAGGAUGAGCUUAUAGAAGAGAGCACGGUCGAUCCAGGUUGGGCCGCCCCCGUUGCAUCUGUUCAUCCAAUCGCAUCGGCAGUAUAUGAUUUCCAAUCAAGCCC